ACAUUCUAACCAAUGCAAAACAACUGAUGACAUUUUCAGUUUGGCUGCUAGACCAACUGAAAAUAGCCCUCGUCUAAAACAGUCACCAAAAUACAUCUAACUCUUGACUGCUAUGCUUUAACAUUUUCAUAUAACCUUGCUAACUUUAAAAUAACCUAAAUAAACACAACGCUAAAACUGACAGCGACCUAUUUAAUUUUCCAGUGUAAGAUCUUCGAAAUAAAACUACUAAAUUCAAAUGUCGAAUGCGUCACACGUUUAGUUCUAAAGUUUGUACUUUUAAUUUAUUCGAAUAACGUGCUCUAAGUUUGUCCGAGCGCUGCUGUCAGUCGGAAAAUCGCGGGUGUGCGCGGCGCAUGCGUCUUUUUUUUAUUUUUUCUAAAUUAGAAGCGUUUUUCUUGUGAUUUGGAGUGCAGUGCGUUUUGUGAAAAGUGGAAAUAUUUUUAGGCGUUUUUAUGUGUGAUAAGUGAAAAAUCAUGUUAUACUGAAUCAGAUUGUGCUUCGUUUUUUUUUUUGUGAAAAAUGAUCAACCAACAUCUUGUGAGCAACAUGGCGUAUUACGGCAAGUCGCCGUUUUUCCCCGGUGUGGAGGACGCGGCGCUGGCGAGCGGCGGGGCCGCGGGCUCGCCCUCUGUGCCCUCUGACCAGGCGCAGGACGUCGUGUCGCGACUCAGCGCCGCCGGUCUUUCGAUGUGCGUGUCGGCGCUGGGGUCGCCGGCGCGCUCGUCGCCUGUGUCGGCGGGCUCCGAGCACGGCGAGCGCUUCAGCCGCAAGGUGUUCGUGGGUGGUCUGCCGCCCGACAUCGACGAGGAUGAGAUCACCUCCUCAUUCCGGCGGUUCGGACCGCUGGUGGUGGACUGGCCGCACAAGGCCGAGAGCAAGAGCUACUUCCCACCAAAGGGCUACGCGUUUCUAUUGUUCCAGGACGAGAGCUCAGUCGCAGCGCUGAUGGAGGCUUGCAUCACAGACGACGACAAGCUGUACCUCUGCGUGUCAUCGCCCACCAUUCGCGACAAGCCAGUGCAGAUCCGUCCGUGGCGGCUCGCCGACGCAGACUUCGUUUUGGAUGCCUCCAUGCCGCUGGAUCCGAGGAAGACAGUCUUCGUUGGAGGCGUUCCUCGCCCGCUUAAAGCCGCUGAACUGGCGAUGAUUAUGGACCGACUGUACGGUGGCGUCUGCUAUGCCGGCAUCGACACCGACCCCGAACUCAAAUACCCCAAGGGUGCGGGCCGCGUGGCGUUCUCCAACCAACAGUCGUACAUCGCGGCCAUCUCCGCGCGCUUCGUGCAGCUGCAACACGGCGACAUCGACAAGCGGGUCGAGGUGAAGCCGUACGUGCUGGACGAUCAGAUGUGCGACGAGUGCGCCGGCGCACGUUGCGGCUCCAAGUUCGCGCCCUUCUUCUGCGCCAACGUCACCUGCCUCCAGUACUACUGCGAGCACUGCUGGGCGACCAUCCACUCGCGGCCGGGGCGCGAGUUCCACAAGCCGCUCGUCAAGGAGGGCGCCGACCGCCCGCGCGCCGUGCCCUUCCGCUGGUGUUAGUGCCGUCUCCCUCCCACCACGCCCACACCCACACCCCUCCCGACCCCACCACACCCCGCGGCAGACCGAGACCACUAGUGAUGAGGUAACCACUAGUGGUGAAGUAACCACUACUUAGUGUGAUAAUUUUGAAGUUGCCAUCGCAAUUUUGGACGGUUAGGUAAUGAGAUCGCGAACGCAGUGUAAGUGUAACCAAUAGUGGUAGGCUGUAUUGAAACGUGGCAUUGACUAAGUUUUUCAUGAUAUAAAAGUGAUAUUGGUUAGGCUUACACUAGUGGUUACGCUGACACUGGUGGUUACGCUCUGAAGACGCUACGUGCUCUCCGCACUCCCGCUUUACACUCGAAGUGACCAAAAGUAUGGCUGUUUACAUCUCGAAUAGGCCAAUGGCCGACUAAGACAUAUUUCAACUAAGCCUAACCCAAACCACAUCGGAGGUAAAGGAUGGAAAACGCUUCAUCCGAAUAAUUUCUGUAUACAUCUUUUUGGUAAAUUCUUUUAAUACUGGAUACGACAAUGCAACUAAAAUAAAAAGCAACUUUAUCCAACGUUUAAUAUUAAGCAGAUAGGAUCAAGUAAGAAAACAAUUGCUAAGUUUUCUUAAGCGGCCGCCAUUUGCAUUCAGUGUGGCCGUUGAGAAAAUUAACGAACGAUUUUCGAUUUAAGCAAAGAUGUGUAUCCUUAAAGUAAGAUAGUUGUCCGUUCGUCGUUUGUGGGUAAGCUCUACUUGGCGCGAUCACUCGCGCCUUAUCCUAAGAUUAAUGUAAGACAUAAGUGGAAUGUCUGAUUUCUCAAGAUAAUUGUACCUGUGUAGCUAGAAACAAUUUCAUAAGUUUCCUCGUUUAGAUUUUCGACUUGGAUAUUGUUGCUAUUUUUUCACUUCGGCGUCCCGUUCUUACGGUUAGACAAUUUUACUAAACUUAAUCAGUUUAGCGCCGACGAUUAUAGAGGGCGUUGACUUGGCAGCGCCACAGACUAUAGCAGCCAGUGUUGCCAACAUUUGACAUUUAGGGCAAUUAUGAUUGACGAAUGUCUCUUUCUCUUUAAAGCUAGUAGGAAAGAGAUAGAGAAUCAGUCUCUACCGGCUGCUAAGAGUUUGUGCGUUGUCCUCGGGGUUUUGUUAGUCUGUUCGUUUCCCUGGGAGGCGGUAGGGACUGGUUUUUAGUACAAACGAAAAAAAAAUACGUUACCAAUUUUGGCUGUAGUCUGGCUCGACGCGAGUAUAUCUCUUUUCUUAUAUUUUAGCGUUAAAAACUAUGAUAAUAAAAAUAUUUUUUGGAUUCGCCGGGAUAGUGCAAUAGACAGUAGUUUAGUAUACUAUAAAAAUAUAUUAACCAAUUAUUAAACUAGUGUAAAUAUGCGGUGGUUCACGUUUUUACCCUAUGCUUGUCACUCGCGUUUGUUUGAGGUUAUAUUGGAGUUGAAUUUGAUGUUUUGGAAUCGGAGGGCUCAGUGUGUACUUAAUGAGGCGACGGAUACUGACGGCGACGGCUGACAUCGUAUCCCGACGACCACGAACGCAUAUAGACUGUAGAAAAAGACUUGUGCGAAUUUUUUGAACAAUUUUUUUCGUUUGGAAGCGGUUUUUUCGUGUCGUGUUUUUUCUAAAUUUUAAAAGGUGAGGCUAUGAAGUGCCUUGGUGUGUGUGCCCGCCGGUGUGUUCAACUCCCAUACGGGCGUUCGUUGGGUUCGUCUGGAUGCACUUUAAAUUAUUGUUUGACAUGCGUCUGGGUUUCUCUAAAACUACCAUUUAUGGCAGCUGGUAACACUGACGCGCGUAGUAGAAUUAUUCUACCGUUUUUGACAACUGUCAACUGUCAAACGCGACGGCAGCGCCCGGGAUCACCGCCAUCCCAUAACUUUAAAAUAUAUAGUUAAUAAUCAAUUCUCUAAAAGUUAAGUAGGUACAAUUCGUAUUGUUAGUAGAUGCAUUUUAGUAAAAUUAUUUGCCAUAAAACAAGACGCAUUGUGGGACUUUUUAUAUUCAUAUUAUAUUAUCGCGAGCCGCUCUGUGGCCCCUGUAAAAUUUAGGACAAAAUAUUUGAAAUAUUAAAUAAUAUAUAUUUUCUUAGUCUUUAGAAAUCUUAGCUAUAUAUUGAUAUAUAUUUCGCGAUAUAAAAAGUCGUAUGAAGCGGAUGCACACUACGUGUGUUAGUAGGGAAUAAAAUAAUUGCAAUACCGAAUGGUAAGUCGUAGAGUUCCUCACGGGACGGACUCCCCAUACAUUUUUCACUCCGCACCUAAGUUACUCCUAAGUUAAUCCUUCACCAGACAAAUUUCGACUACAUUUUCAGACGUCUCUAUUUACUUUUGAUUUUUAUUCGUAGGAAAUUCGAUUUUUUUAUCCGUUUAUUUGUAUAAUUUCACUCGUGAUGUGUGCAUUUCCCGUUAUUGGUGGUUCUUUUGUAUGAAAUUGCUCAAUGUUUUUUGUAAUUGUUUGGAAGUGCCCUCCCCUCCUAGCGGUGGGACGCGUGACUGUGACUUGAUACUGGAUGCUUGAUACGUGUCGUGUGGUAGCACUGUCCCAUUUUUGUAUUUUUAUAUUUUUAUAAAAAACGAAAUUGUGAAUUCGGACGUGGUCUUUUAAUUUACGCGCAAAGUUAGACUUCAACACGCUGGACGGGAACCAUUUUUGUAUAACUUGAUGCGUUCCGACUCCGCGCCGACGCAAAGCCGACCUUAGUCGGCGGCGUCUUUAAUUAUAAAAAUAUAUAAUUGGUGUUAGAAUAAUACAACCGAGGUGAGUUUGGGAUAUGUGGUCUGUUGCGAGCGGCUGUGUCUGCUAGUGCGGUUGGUCUUCUACACGGAGGAUUUGUAUCGUUUCUUGUUUUAGGGAGGUUUACAUUUCUCCUAUUUUUUGCCUCGUUUCUUCUUUAUAGUUUAACCGUCGGACUAAAGGAAACAGUGUGAAGUCAGCGUUUCUCAUUCGAUAAAUCGCAUGUCACUGUAGCAAUCGUUUUCUGCCGAUGCUCACUUCAUGCUCAUUCAUUUAGUAGUCGAGUUUCCUUUAUCUUGUUAAGAAUUUUCGAUCGAUUGUCGAUCCUUCGAUUUCGCCUCGCAGUAUUUAGUUUAGAUCUAUUUAAUUUCUAUGAAAGGUCUGAUUUUGAGGGUUUUGUAGCGCUUUUCACGUGCGAAAUAGUUUUUUAGUUGAUUUGGAGUGCCCUUUAGUUUGUAGCUGCGAGGUGACGUUUUUAGUUCGUUAGUUUGUAGGUUGUUUGUUUGCUUGGUUCCUCGUUUAUUGCCGCUACGGCUUGUUCUCGUUAUUUAUACGUUGUCUGUUUUUCUAUUAAUAUAACUAGCUGACGGGUGUUCAUUGACGUUUUUUAAUUUGGGAGCCGCGGCGACGUACUGCAGAUUGCUAAGAAGUUAGUGCUACUGAUUUCAGAGAUUGAGUUCAGUGAAACAUAGCACUAGCUUUGUUGAAUAACUUCGAACUUCUAAAGUUCGGGUGCAGCGGCUUACGUCGUUAUGGUCACGGUUCGGUCCAGACUUUAGAAUAAUCGCAGAAACGCAAAUACGAUUGUUGACGGUGACUCUAAAGUCGGGACAAGACUUCGACCAAUGUGACAUUUGUACUUUUUUAAAAUAUCGUAGCUAUCUUUAUGAUGUAAAGAGUUGUUGUUGUUUCGAAGUCGGUGUUUCGUGCCCUCGUCGUUUAUCUCUGAGUGAGUUUCUUCGCACUAUUUUUCACUGCAUGUAUAUAGUGAAUCAGUACGUUGGAUUCUUAAGGAAAAAAAAUAAAAAAAGCGCAAAAAAAUAAUUUUUUAUCGACGCCUCAGGAACGGGGUGGGCGCGACGCGCACCAUAGACCUCGAGGUUUUAGCGAAAUUAUUAAUUAAAAUAAUAGCGAAAGUAGCGCAAUUCAUGAAAUACCUACCUAGUUGAAGUAUAACGUAUACGGUGCGGUAGUACCCACACCGUAAGCUAGACAAUAUUAAGUUUGUAUGGAAUUUCUUGCACCGUCGAGUGUUGGUUUCAACCACUUUGGAUUUCGGUAUAGCAAGCUGGUAUGCACAGAUGGUGCGAUGAAAUUAUUUUUUUAACAAAUUUUGAAAUUGGACAGCUCUCUAAUGCUAAUGUGCUAUUUAAUGUUGAUUGUAUUAAAUUAAAACGCGAAUAGAACUAAGUCCAAGGGUCAUUAACACGUGUAUAAAGAUCUGUCAUUAGUUCACGUGCGUGACAAAAAACAAAAUCACUCCCGCUGUGUUUAAUUUAGUAUCGUCAACAUAUUGACUUGAAAACGCAACCGGUCAUAUUACCGUUCUGAAUCAUUUUAUUAUUUAUAUAAAGAUCUUCGGCAAAUAUAAAUCCUAGGUAAAACUAAAUAGAUAAUCUUGAAAUUGUACAACUAUCAAGUUUCGGAUCGGAUUGGUAAUAUCCGUAUUGCAGUUUUCAAAACUACGAUUCAAAAAAGGGCUGUCCCCCACUGUAUUAAAUUAAUUUGAAAUAAGAUUUAUAUAUACUGAUAUUUUUAUAGACGGUUGUUACAUAGAAUCAAUUUUGUUGAAAAUUGAAGUCUCGUUUCGAUUAGAUUGAUUUGCUAUUAAUAUUGUCCAUAUUCGUUUGGUUCAACGGUUGUAGUGAAUAGACACACUUAGUGAGAAAUAUUUAAGGUUAUUUUUAAGAUUUCCUUCUAGUAAUAAGUAUUGGUCGUUGUUUGCUAACUUACUGGCAUUAGGUGCGUUGCUGUUAAACAUAUCUGGCCCUGUUUAAGCACAUUGACAUUCUCAAUUCAUAGUACAUUACUGGCUCAAGAAGUAAACAUUGACGUUAUGUACCGUCGUUACUUACCGACUAGAAAUGUACAUGAAAUUGUCAGUGUCAGAUGUCAAUUGUCAAGUUAAGUUUGGCCUUUGCAUCCGUCAAUGGUUAUUUAUUUACUCUUGAGUUUCUAAUGACCCUUUCUAACAAUAGAUAAGACAUGGUCGUAGUGUAUGUCAUAAGACUCAUAAGUAAUCUCCCACAUAACAUAAUAAGGUGCUUGAUAUUGCUGACGAAUGACACAUGAAUGACCAAUUGGUCACUUUGGUGCUGCUGUUAAAACAAAAUAUGACUUCAGGACGUUUUUUGUUAAAAUACUUAGGUAAUAUUGGUAUACAGAUUUCGCAGACCAGGCCAGUGAUAAGCCCCAUCCACACUCGCGCUCGCGGCUUCGCGCUGCGUAGUCUGGAGCGGGCUAUAGGAUCUUGUAGAUGCAACAUAUUUCUUUUGCCAAUGUUUGACGUUGAACCAAACUAAAGUGGGCAGAUUUUGACUCGUUUACACUGUACAGUUAAAUUGUUCAGGUCCACUGUGACGACGAUCUUCACGCUUCUGUUCUAGAGUAUUGUGAAAACUAUUAAAAUGAAUUUGAAACUUUUUCACUCGUUUUGUCUUGUAGUUUUGGGUAAAUUCUAGCAAUUUUAUUGAAACACGGGAAAUAAACACGCGAAUCACGAUCAUUAACAACGAAAUCAUGUUCUUGGUAGUUUUGAUAAAGUGUUUGAAUUUACCAUAUCGCCGUUCUUGUCAUGGGGUUAUCAUUAGGUCACUUGCUGAUUUGCAAGAGACCUUAUGCUCAUCCUUUACAAGAUUUUUAUUUUAUUUUGCUCGUUCCCAAAAUAUGCUGCAUUCCCGAAGUACCUAUUACCUACCAAAUUAUUUUGAUUUCCAUUAAUGUGUAAUGUGUACCAGCAUACCCAGGUUCUGCUAUUUUGGGAACGUAGCGGUAAAUGCAAGGAACCGUGAUUUUUAUUUUGUGUGCUUUGACAAUUCCUUAUUUUUGUAAGUACAUUUUUUAAGCCACUCCAUCUUUACUGACCAAAGACAAGAUGCGUCCCAAAGAUGCUACCAAAAAGACAGGGUUGCCAGCGCAGCGCCCGCCAUUUUCCUAUUUUUACUUAAUUCCUGGAGAAGGCUUAACACACGUUUUGUAUUCUUUUUUUAUAUAUCACCCGCUUGUUUGGAUGUAUUUUAGGAUUCCUAUUUAUUUUUUACCUUUUUUGUAUAACUUUUUUUAAAUUUUAUCGAUUGUUUUGAAUAGUUAGUAGUGUAGCCGUUUGUAUUUUAGUUUUUUUUGUAUUUGUAUAUUAGUGUUAGUUCGUUCAGUAUUGUUUUUGAAUUUGUAUAAGUAUACACACACUAGAUAUAUUUAAGCUUUGCCAAUAUAACAUUGAGAGUGCACAUUGGCUAUAAGACGUUACAUUUUAAGUAUUAUUUAUGUAUAAUAUGUAAUAUUGUCAAAUGAAAUAGAUACCGAAUCGCGGAAUAGAUCCAAAUUUCUAAAUCAGAGCUUUACCAAUGAUAAAAUAUUUAAUUCACACGAAUUUUUGUAUUAUAUCUAUUUACCUAGGUGUAACUAUGUAGUCUUGGAUUUACCUGUGUUUUAUUAUUUUAUGGUUAAGAAUGAUUUAUUUUUGUUGUUUGAAUAAUAGUAUUACUUAGAAUUAUGAAGUAGCUUGUCGGCCGGGUGGGUAGUUGGAAUAUUUGUUGCGAGUCUGGCUACUGCUUUGGGUCUGGUGUUUAAUGCACUCUAGUCUUUUUAAAAUUACUGGUGUUAUUAUAUGCGUCCCCUUUUGGCAAAGUUUUGCUACAAGAAUGUACAGUCAACAGCAAGAGAAACUUGCUAACUAACUUAGAGUUGUACCAAGAUCACUGCAAUGAUUUUGAUAGCAUACGCAGUGCAAGUGGUAUUUUUAUACGUCAUAAUUUUAUAGAAGUUUGACGUUUAACAAAACUCCAAACUCUAACUAAUCUUAUUUCGUUUGCCUCAUUCCACAGCUAUUAGAGAUUAAACCUUUAAACGCCAUUUUAUACAAAAACGUCAAUCUCACGCCAACAUCGUUGGCGCAAGCGAUUCAAUAUACACCAUAACCAUAAUCAAAACCAUGGGGUUACAUUGACAGCCGUAUGCCAUAAGUUCGUUUAUAACUCUCGUAGGCACUGUUGGCACUUUUCAGGAUAACUAGGUUUUCUUGGCAUCCAAAGAGUGUAUGGUGACAGCUGUCAUCUCUAUACAAUUUAUAACCUUAAAAUACAAUCUUGUUGAGAUGACGGCUGUCACUGUACCCAAACUAUAUGAAAAUUACUAUAGGUGAAGAAAUGGGGUCGUAUACGAAAGCCUUACGCCAUUAAAAACAGACCUAAGCCUAUUCUAGACUGUAACAAAUAUUCACUUAAUUCUAAAUUGUAUAAUGUAGUGUUGUUGCCAUGCCGGCAAGUUGUAGUAUUGUUUAAAACUGAAAAACUUGAAUUUUUAUAUGAAUUUUAUUAUUAUAAUAUGGUAUUUUACUAAAUAUUAGUCCAAUAUUAAAUCUUUA
Cydia strobilella is the source of this 8843-nucleotide messenger RNA. It is a transcript of the gene orb2, whose product is annotated as translational regulator orb2-like. NCBI's taxonomy places the organism in Eukaryota, Metazoa, Arthropoda, Insecta, Lepidoptera, Tortricidae. Gene Ontology annotation, biological process: negative regulation of cytoplasmic translation. The transcript is spliced from 10 exons. Gene Ontology annotation, molecular function: mRNA regulatory element binding translation repressor activity; ribosome binding; mRNA 3'-UTR binding. The record is from RefSeq and is a predicted model, not a curated record. Bases 523 to 1545 code for a protein of 340 amino acids. Gene Ontology annotation, cellular component: neuron projection; cytoplasm; nucleus.